Messenger RNA from Phytophthora nicotianae INRA-310, 228 nucleotides. RefSeq lists its product as hypothetical. Lineage: Eukaryota; Oomycota; Peronosporomycetes; Peronosporales; Peronosporaceae. The record is from RefSeq and is a predicted model, not a curated record. The coding region runs from base 1 to 228 and encodes 75 amino acids. The transcript is spliced from 2 exons.
AUGAUUCUCAAGCAACGCACGCACUUUGUCAGCAUCCGCCCAGGAGUCACGGAUCUGAUCAUUGUGGAACGUGGUCUUGUCGAUCCAGAGCCUGACAUGACAGAUACCGGACCCUUGAGUAUACGGGGACAGAUCCUGCGGAUCUCGAGUGGUGAGGGCCAGAUUGGGACGAUCUACAUGUGGAAGAUUAUGACCGACUCUUGGUACAACAAUGUCCAUCGCUGCUGA